GCCAGAGGAGAAAUAAACCCUAAUUAGUCUGAGAAGAGAAGAGGUGAGGCUGAGGAUGAAGAACUUGAAGGUGUUUGGGGAGGUUCCCUUGGGACUCUCCCUUGACUCUAACGAGGAAACUAUAGGGUUUUGCAGCUUCGACAUCGAACGCAACCGCAUCUUCUUCCUCUCUUCCCACAAUCUCAUUUACACUUCCCAUCUCUCCUCUUUCCACGAGAACGCCGUUUGGAGCCCUAACGCCUCGCUCUCCUCCUCCGAUGCUGUUACCGUCGAUCUCGAACCCGGAGACGCCGUUACCUCCUUCGACUACCUCAUGGAGAAAGAAGCGCUUCUUCUCGGAACCUCCAACGGCCUUCUCUUGCUCCACAACGUCGACGACGCCUCCGACGCGACGCAAGUCGUUGGCAAGCUCGACGGCGGCGUCAAUGCAGUUUCCCUCAGCCCUGACGGAGAACUCGUCGCCGUAACCACCGGUUUCGGGCAGCUUUUGGUGAUGACUCACGAUUGGGACGUGUUGUACGAAACAUCACUCCACGAUGAUGAUGUUCCCGUAAGUGAAGGGGAGUUUCUUCCCGUGUCUUGGCGAGGAGAUGGGAAAUACUUUGCUACGAUGAGUGAUGCGUGUGGUUCUGGUUCGUUGCUUAAGAAAAUUAAGGUUUGGGAUCGAGAUUCAGGGGAUUUGCUUGCUUCUUCGGAGCUGAGAAGUUUUGCUGGGGCAGUUUUGGAGUGGAUGCCCAGUGGUGCUAAAAUUGCAGCUGUUUGUGAUGGGAAAGAUGGAAAUGAAUCUCCCUCUGUUGUUUUCUUUGAGAGGAAUGGAUUAGAGAGAAGCAGGUUUAGUGUCGAUUCGAAAGUUAAACUUCUCAAGUGGAAUUGCAGUUCUGAUCUUCUCGCAGGUGUUGUUGAAUGUGAAAAUUAUGAUGCUGUAAGGAUAUGGUGUUUUAGUAAUAACCACUGGUACCUGAAGCAUGAAAUUAGAUACUUGAAGCGAGAUGAAGUUAGCUUCAUUUGGAAUCCGACGAAGCAGCUGCAGUUAAUUUGUUGGACUGUUGGUGGUCAGGUCACAGUUUCUAACUUUAUUUGGAUCACGGCUGUUAUGGAGAAUUCUGUUGCACUGGUUGUCGAUGGCUCCAAUAUUCAUGUAACGCCACUGUCCUUGUCCUUAAUGCCACCUCCUAUGUAUUUAUUUAGCUUGAAAUUUUCUUCUCAUGUCCGGGGUAUGGCAGUGUAUUGCAAACACUCUAAGAACCAGUUAGCUGCGUUUCUUUCAAAUGGUAGCUUAUGUGUUGUGGAGCUUCCAUCAAUUGAAACCUGGGAAGAACUAGAGGGGAAAGAAUUCAGUGUUGAAGACUCUCAUACAGAAAUGGCAUUUGGAUCCAUUUUACAUCUUGAAUGGUUGGAUUCCCAUAAGCUAUUAGCCAUUUCACAUUAUGGUUUUAGUCAUAGUAAUGACUUAUUUCAAACCUCAUUGACUGAGGGUGGACUUCGAGGCUUCUAUUUGCAGGAAGUGGAACUUGAAUGUUCUGAGGAUCUUGUUCCAGGAUUGCUGACAUGCUCAGGCUGGCAUGCAGCAGUUUCAAAUCGAAAUACCCUUGAAGAGCUGGUUAUUGGCAUCGCUUCCAAUCCUGCUAGUAAACACUCUGCAUAUAUUCAGUUUUCUAGGGGGGAAAUCCAAGAGUAUGUAUCAAAAAUUGGGAUUAGUAGAGGAUCUCUAGAACAAGAACAUCAAGGUUUUUCUGCAGCUUGCCCUUGGAUGAGUGUAGCGUUAGUUGGCAGUGCUGGCCUAUCAAAAUCAGUGCUUUUUGGACUGGAUGAGAUUGGCAGACUGCAUGCUAAUGCGGGGAUACUUUGCAACAACUGCAGCAGCUUCUCAUUUUACUCAAAUUUGGCUGACCAAGUGAUCACACAUCUAAUCCUUGCAACUAAACAAGAUUUGCUUUUUAUUGUUGACAUUGCAGAUGUAUUUAAUGGGGAGUUAGACUCAAAGUACAGUAACUUUGUCCGCAUUAACAGUAGAAAAAAAGAAGAAAAUGAAAGCUUCAUAAAUAUAUGGGAGAGAGGUGCUAAAAUUGUUGGAGUUUUACAUGGAGAUGAAGCUGCCAUUAUACUGCAAACUACUCGGGGAAACCUAGAAUGUAUAUGCCCUAGAAAGUUGGUUUUGGUUUCCAUCAUUAAUGCAUUAGUUCAAAAGCGCUUUAAAGAUGCAUUACUUAUGGUUAGAAGGCAUAGGAUAAAUUUCAAUGUAAUUGUUGAUUACUGUGGCUGGCAAGCAUUUUCACAAUUAGCUUCUGAAUUUGUCAGGCAGGUUAACAAUCUGGGUUACAUAACCGAGUUUGUUUGUUCCAUAAAGAAUGAAAAUAUUAUAGAGAAACUCUAUAAAAAUCACAUUUCUGUUCCCUGUCCAAAGGUUGCUGAUGUUAUGCUAGUUGGGGGCAUCCAGAAUUCUCUUGCUGGUAACAAGGUUUCUUCCGUUUUGAUGGCUGUAAGAAAAGCACUUGAGGAUCACAUAACAGAAAGUCCUGCAAGGGAGCUUUGCAUUUUGACCACUCUAGCUCAGAGUGAUCCUCCAUUACUUGAAGAUGCUUUAAAGAGAAUAAAAGUUAUUCGUGAAAAGGAAUUGUCUCAUGCUGAUGACCAGGGGAGAAUGUCUUACCCUUCUGCUGAAGAAGCUUUGAAGCAUCUUUUGUGGUUAGCUGACUCUGAUGCUGUAUAUGAAGCUGCUUUGGGUCUUUAUGAUUUAAAUCUUGCAGCUAUUGUGGCAUUGAAUGCUCAGAAAGAUCCAAAAGAGUUUCUUCCUUUCUUACAGGAAUUGGAGCGUAUGCCAACUCUAUUAAUGCAAUAUAAUAUUGACCUUAGGCUGAAAAGGUUUGAAAAGGCUCUCAGACACAUUGCUUCUGCUGGAGAUUCUUAUUAUGAUGAUUGUAUGACACUCGUUAAAAAAAACCCUCUACUUUUUCCUUUGGCUCUUCAACUUUUUACUGGCCCUACCAAGCAGAAGCCAUUCCUUGAGGCAUGGGGGGAUUAUCUUAGUGAUGAAAAAUGCUUUGAAGAUGCUGCGGCAAUUUAUAUGUCCUGUUUCAAUCUGGAUAAGGCUCUGAAGUCUUAUCGUGCUAUUAAUAACUGGAGUGGGGUGCUUACGGUUGCUGGGUUCCUUAAUUUGGGAAAGGAUGAGCUACUACAUCUUGCCAGUGAGCUCUGUGAAGAACUUCAAGCACUAGGUAAACCUGGGGAGGCUGCCAAAAUUGCCCUGGAGUACUGUGGAGAUGUUAACACCGGUGUGAAUUUGUUGAUUACUGCAAGGGACUGGGAGGAGGCUUUGAGGGUUGUUUUUAUGCAUAGAAGAGAGGACUUAAUUAAAACAGUGAAGAGUGCAUCUUUGGAAUGUGCAAGCACACUUACCAGUGAAUAUGAGGAAGGCUUAGAGAAAGUGGGGAAAUACUUGGCACGUUACCUGGCUGUUCGACAGAGAAGAUUACUUCUUGCAGCAAAGCUCCAGUCAGAGGAACGUGCAGCAAGUGAUCUUGAUGAUGAUGCUGCUUCAGAAACUAGCAGUAAUUUUAGUGGAAUGAGUGCAUACACCACAGGGACCAAGAAAAGUUCUGCUGCUUCAAUGAGCUCAACUGCGACUAGCAAGGCAAGAGAAACUAGGCGUCUGAAGAAGAGAGGAAAAAUCCGUCCUGGGAGUCCUGAUGAGGAGAUUGCCUUGGUGGAGCAUUUGAAAGGCAUGUCCCUGACAGUGGAAGCUAAACGUGAGCUGAAAUCUUUGUUGGUCUCCCUUAUGAUGUUUGGUGAGGGAGAAACAUGUAAGAAGCUACAACAAACGGGGGAAAACUUUCAAUUGUCUCAGAUGGCAGCAGUCAAAUUAGCUGAAGAUACAAUAUCUAAUGAUACCAUAAAUGAGUAUGCACAUACGUUGGAGCAAUAUACCCAAAAAGUAAGGAAUGAAAUUCACAAUUCAGAGGCUUUCUCGUGGCGGCUUAAAGUUUUUUUGUCCUAUGAGUGAGCGUAGCAAAUUAACAUAAAUUUUUGUUAGAUGUAUCUGCAUGCAGUUUGAUGUUAUUAGCAUCGUUUCUUUUGAGCUUGUCCCAUAACUAUGAUUGUAUAAUCACUCUGAAUUGAUUGUGUUGCACUGAACAUCUAUAUUAACAAUGAAAGCCGAUUAGUGCUCGAUGAGAGUGGAUUGAUCAGA
Glycine soja is the source of this 4186-nucleotide messenger RNA. RefSeq names its product elongator complex protein 1. Gene Ontology annotation, biological process: tRNA wobble base 5-methoxycarbonylmethyl-2-thiouridinylation. The transcript is spliced from 5 exons. Lineage: Eukaryota; Viridiplantae; Streptophyta; Magnoliopsida; Fabales; Fabaceae. Gene Ontology annotation, molecular function: tRNA binding; protein binding. The coding region runs from base 56 to 4000 and encodes 1314 amino acids. The record is from RefSeq and is a predicted model, not a curated record. Gene Ontology annotation, cellular component: cytosol; elongator holoenzyme complex.